Messenger RNA from Wallemia ichthyophaga EXF-994, 2253 nucleotides. Its product is annotated as Serine/threonine-protein kinase sck1. Gene Ontology annotation, biological process: protein phosphorylation. Lineage: Eukaryota; Fungi; Basidiomycota; Wallemiomycetes; Wallemiales; Wallemiaceae. The record is from RefSeq and is a predicted model, not a curated record. The transcript is spliced from 3 exons. Gene Ontology annotation, molecular function: protein serine/threonine kinase activity; ATP binding. Bases 1 to 2253 code for a protein of 750 amino acids.
AUGGAGCAAAUCAAGACGCCAGCGGCACCGACGACGCACCUGACGUCUAGUAAGAGUAACGCAGAGGAUUCUGCGACGCCCAAGCCACGGUCUGCAAAUUCGAGGCAGGAGCCAAAUCCAUUCGAGACGACGAUCAAAGAGAGGCGGGAGAAAGAAAUCAGCCAACAUAAUACAGCUCCCCAUUUAUCUAGUUCAACCACGGCGACUUCAGCCACCACAUCCGGCGCCAGUACACCGUUGACAAAUACAAAGCCACCGUUCAAAUCUCAAUCCUCAAAGGAUGUUCUUGGCAGUAAGGGAUUGCUCACAGUCAAGGUUAUGGAGGCGAGGAGACUCGCUGUGGUUGAUAGCACAAAAGCACAUUCAUACGUAGUCGUCUCAUUUGAAAACAAUGAAUUUGUUAGUAGAGAGCCAAUCGGUGCAACAGAAGGCGUUGCCAGAGGUUUCCCCAAGAAGUUGGAAUCCACUUUGAAAAGAACGCCAUCAUCCGGUGCUCGUACUCCUACAACUCCAGACCCUACCAACAAAUCAAGCCCACCAGUCACCGGCGUUUUAGGUCAAAACGGAGAUUCUCCGGUAUGGAAGCAUCAAGUCACUUUCGACGUUUCAAGAGAGGAUUCCCCUCUUGAAAUUGCUGUUUACGAUAGAGAUCGCUCAGCACCAAACGUUGCAGCCACUUUAAGCCCUUCAAAUCAAACUGCGGAUGAAAGUCUGGCUAACCUCACCAUUGACCCCCAACCAGGUGAAGACGACAGCGUUGUACACUACUUGGGUUAUGAGGGAGAGAAAUACGUUGGUAGUAAGGAAAUCCGUCCACACCUCGCUCCAGGUGCUGAAAUCGAUCACUGGUAUGAGCUCUCCAGAUUUGGCGAUGAUGGUAAAGAAAUUACAACCGGUGAAAUUCGUUUGCAGAUAUUAUAUGAACGCUUCGCCAAUAAACAUUCUCUCAUUCCGAAAGACUUUGAAUUUCUGAGAUUGAUCGGCAGAGGUACCUUUGGUAGAGUUUUCCAGGUUCGCAAGAAAGAUACUAAGCGUAUUUACGCCAUGAAGGUUCUCUCUAAGAAGGAAAUCAUUGCAAAGAAAGAAGUUGCUCACACUAUUGGAGAGCGUAAGAUUCUGCAAGUAUCGCUGGAGUGUCCAUUCUUAGUUGGUUUGAAGUUCAGCUUCCAGACUGAAAAAGAGCUCUAUUUUGUCACGGAUUACAAAUCUGGUGGUGAGCUUUUCUGGCAUUUACAAAGAGAAGGCAGAUUUAGCGAAGAAAGGGCAAGAUUCUACAUAGCCGAGCUCGUACUUGCACUCGAACACCUCCACAAAUAUGACAUUGUUUACCGUGAUCUUAAACCUGAAAAUAUCUUACUGGAUGCAACUGGUCACGUUGCUUUAUGUGACUUUGGAUUAUCAAAACCUGAUUUACCAGCAGACCAACUCACUUCAACUUUCUGUGGAACAACAGAGUACCUUGCACCUGAGGUACUACUCAAUGACGAUGGAUACUCCAUGCUGGUUGACUUUUGGUCACUAGGAGUGUUGUUGUUUGAGAUGUGUUGUGGUUGGUCACCAUUUUAUGCCGAAGAUACACAACAAAUGUACAAAAACAUAUGCUUCGGGAAGAUUAGAUUCCCAAAGGGAGUUAUUGGAGAUGAAGGAAAGCAAUUUGUCAAAGGUCUUUUAAACAGAAACCCAGAACACAGGAUGGGCAGCAAGAGAGACGCUGCAGAGCUUAAGGAAGAUCCAUUUUUCAAAUCAAUUGACUGGAAUGCACUUGCCAACAGACAGGUCACCCCACCGUUCAAGCCGCUGGUUGAAAGUGAUGAGAGUGUCGCCAACUUUGACACUGAGUUUACAGGUGCUGACAUUAGAGAGCACGGUGUGCCUUGGGAUGACGAUGUUGCUGCUCCAGACAGAGUUGAUGUGGAUGGAAAUGAGGAAGUCUUCAAGCCAGCACUUGGUUCUGGACAUGGAACACCAUCUGGUCAGCACGUGAAUCGCGAGAGCCGUGAAAGCAACAAAGAGCCACGCAAAUCAUUCGAUAAACAAACAGAAAGGCCGCAUGUAUCUGACGACAGGCCAAAAAUUGACGAAAACCCGAUACCUAACGAGAACAACCGCACUCACGAUACUUUUAGAGGAUUCACGUAUACUGGCGAGAGAGAAGGCGAAUGGGCGUCUCUUGAGCAACGGAGAAAAGCCAAAAAGGAGAACGUGUCUGAAGAGUUUGCACUUUCAGAUGACGAGGAGAUUGAUGAUAGCUAG